Messenger RNA from Stegastes partitus (bicolor damselfish), 7353 nucleotides. RefSeq names its product ubiquitin like with PHD and ring finger domains 2 (gene uhrf2). The record is from RefSeq and is a predicted model, not a curated record. Lineage: Eukaryota; Metazoa; Chordata; Actinopteri; Pomacentridae. The transcript is spliced from 16 exons. Gene Ontology annotation, molecular function: ubiquitin protein ligase activity; protein binding. Gene Ontology annotation, biological process: protein ubiquitination; negative regulation of gene expression via chromosomal CpG island methylation. Bases 268 to 3030 code for a protein of 920 amino acids.
CUUGGCGCCGCGACCUCAUGUGAGACACCUCCUGCGCGAGCCAGUCCGACGUUACCUCUGCAGAGGAAAAAACGCAAUGGAGCCCUGAAAAACUGUUCGCUUUUCCCUCUCUCUCUCUCUCUCUCUCUCUCUCUCGUUUGACCCCCCGAGGGGAGACAAAAAAAAAAAAAAAAAAAAAAAAAAAAAAGCCCAACACAAACUAUCCGCGUCCACGCGCUGCUUUUAUCUGCUAUUUAAACUCGAAGGCGUUAACAGGGCGGCGCGACGAUGUGGAUCCAGGUUCGUACUAUAGACGGGAAGAAGACGCGAAGCAUUGAGGAUCUUUCUAGAUUGACCAAAAUCGAGUCUUUGCGCGUGAAAAUACAAGACGUCUUCAAUGUGAGCCCGCAGCAGCAGCGCCUCUUCUACCGAGGGAAGCAGAUGGAAGACGGCCAGACACUGUUUGACUACAACGUGGGUCUCAAUGACAUCGUUCAGCUGAUGAUUCGCUCUCAGACCGACGCUCCCGACAGCCCCGCCGCCAAGGACUCCUCAGGUGAUGCCUGCAGUUCUGCCCCUCCGCCCGACUCCAGGCCUGAAAGCCACAACGUCCCAGCUCCUGCCUCCCCCGCUGCUAUGGAAACAACCCCCAAUAUAGACAAUGAAAAGAGCAGCAUCACUACCAGCACUGUUAACGAAACCACGCCAGACACCAGCGCUACCAGUAACUCAACCAGUACCAAAAACGGCUUUAAGUCCUCCAGUCCAGCACAGGACACCCAGCCACCCACAUCCAGCAGAAACGCACUAGUCGACCCAGGAAUCGGCGUGUACAAGAUUAACGAGCUGGUGGACUGCAGAGACGUCAGCAUCGGUGCCUGGUUUGAGGCCUGCGUCGAAAAUGUAACACGCGCUCCCAAAGGACAGAUAACGCCCACCAAGGGCAAGGUGGGGCGGCCACCAAAAAGGACUAAUGGAAAGCUGGAGGCCGAGCAGGGACAGGCCCACGGCCAGGGUCAAACCACAGACAGUAACAGGAAUAAUGUUGUGUUAAACUCGGAGAGUAAUGGAGCCUCCACCUCUCAGACAGACUCUACGGCAACGGCAACCGACAGCAAGGAGAGAGAAGAGGACGUAAUUUACCACAUUAAAUAUGAGGACUACCCAGAGAACGGCGUGGUGGAGAUACGACCGGUUCACGUGCGGCCACGUGCCAGAACCAUACUGCGGUGGGACCAGCUCGAGGUGGGCAUGCACGUGAUGGUGAACUACAACAUGGAGACGCCAGACGAGAGGGGCUUCUGGUUCGACGCCGAGAUUCUGACCCUCAAUCAAACCUCCCGCACCAACAAGGAGCUCCGAGUCAACAUCCUCCUGGGGGGUCCUGGAGAUGUAAUUGGAGAUUGCAAAGUUCAGUUUCUGGAUGAAAUCUACCAGGUGGAGAAACCAGGAGCUCGUGCACUGUCGGGCGCUGACGGACAGUUUAAACGGAAGAGUGGGCCGGAGUGUAAGCACUGCAAAGCCGACCCUGACGCAGAGUGUCGAUUCUGCUCCUGCUGUGUGUGCGGUGGGAAGCAGGAUGCUCACAUGCAGCUGCUGUGUGAUGAGUGCAACAUGGCGUUCCACAUCUACUGCCUCAACCCACCACUGGCCACCAUCCCAGACGACGAGGACUGGUACUGUCCAACCUGUAAGAACGACACCAGUGAGGUUGUCAAGGCGGGCGAGAAGCUCAAAGCCAGCAAGAAGAAAGCCAAAAUGCCUUCGGCAACGACUGAGAGUCAAAGGGACUGGGGAAAGGGUAUGGCCUGCGUGGGGCGUACUAAAGAAUGCACAAUUGUUCCUUCAAACCACUAUGGACCCAUACCCGGUGUUCCUGUUGGAACCACAUGGAAGUUCAGAGUACAGGUGAGCGAGGCAGGCGUUCACAGGCCACACGUCGGCGGGAUCCACGGGCGCAGUAAUGACGGCUCCUACUCGCUGGUGCUGGCCGGGGGCUUUGAGGAUGAAGUGGACCGGGGAGAUGAGUUCACCUACACAGGCAGCGGGGGUCGCGACCUCUCAGGAAACAAGCGGAUUGGAGAGCACUCUUUCGACCAGACCCUGACCCACAUGAAUAGGGCAUUGGCCUUAAACUGCGAUGCACCUUUGAAUGACAAAGACGGAGCAGAGUCCAGGAACUGGCGGGCAGGAAAACCCGUGAGAGUCGUGCGCAGCUCCAAAGGUCGACGGAUCAGCAAAUAUGCUCCUGAGGAAGGAAACCGCUACGAUGGCAUUUACAAGGUGGUGAAGUACUGGCCAGAGAUUGGAAAGUGUGGUUACUUGGUGUGGAGGUACCUGCUGAGGCGGGAUGAUAUGGAACCGGCACCGUGGACACCCGAAGGUGUGGAGAGGAUCAAAAAACUGGGGCUCGCUGUUCAGUACCCACCAGGCUACCUGUCGGCCAUGGCUAACAAAACAAAGAAGGAGGCCUGCGCCAGACCCGGUCGCGGCGGCCGGACUAAGCACUAUCCCGGGAGGGGGAGGCCACGGAGACAACGCAAGAUCAAGGAGAAAGAGGAAAUUGAUGAGGAAGAGGAGGAUGAGCCUCCGAUGGAAAACAUGGAAGAGGAGGCGCCACAAAGUAAUGGAGAGCAGAAGACAACCGAAGAUAGUGAAUCGUCACCAGCAGCCGAACCUCCGUCUAAACGGGUGAAGAUAGAGGAGACCUUCCAGCUGUCAGAGCAGCAGCAGCAGCUGAUCCGAGAGGACACAGCCAACAAGAAACUCUGGGAUGAAGCCAUGGAAAACCUUAAAGAAGGACCGAAUUUCCUGCGCAAGAUGGAGCAGAUCUUCAUGUGUGUGUGCUGCCAGGAGCUGGCCUUCCAGCCCAUCACCACCGUCUGCACACACAACGUUUGCAAGACUUGUCUCCAGCGGUCGUUCCGAGCGAAGGUGUACACCUGCCCCGCCUGCCGUCACGACUUGGGCAAGGACUACGUCAUGGCCCAAAACAAGACGCUUCAGUUGCUGCUUGACCAGUUCUUUCCCGGCUACAGCAAGGGCCGAUGAGGUCGAAAUCACAUUUAUAAGUAGGAUACAUGCACAUAAGCAUCCAUUCUGUGCACCCUCGUAUACCGUCAAGUACCUAGAGCUCCACUUUAAAAAUGCAUUGCACACACAUAAUGUACUUACCCACGGGCAAAUGUAUAUUGCAUAUACAGCCAUUUAUGUAUACAAUCAUUCAUACACAAACAACCUCAGUAGGGACUGACCUCAUCUGCUGAACUUGGACUGUCUCCAUUAACAUCACCAGCCUGAAAUUCAACCGAGGACAUUUUUUUAAAACCUCCCCACUCCUGCCACACAAACGCGCACAAAAAACAAACGCACAAAAAGGAGCCCCAACUCAAACUCCCACAAGCCAUCGUAAAACAUCGGUUCAUUUUUUUAUUUUUUAUUUUUCCCUUCCACUGUGUCGUCCACCGGUUCCAUCGAUUGACACAUAGCACGUUGUUUGAAAUUUCUCAAUAGCAUGAGAUCAGCUGUUAGAUUCCUGCCAACCUGUUUGCAUUUUGUGUACCAUGUGUGCAGCUCUUCACACCAAAACACUGAUCUGAGUGUGUGUGUGUGUGUGUGCUCGGUGCUACCAGAUGAUGAAAUUAAGAAAGUCCUGAAUUACCACGCAGUCAUAAAUGAAACGAAGCACACGAUGUUUUCUGCCGUUGAAGCACUUUAUCAUUGACAUGUGCAUCAGACUUGUUUUGUGGGUUAAUCAGAAGCAUUUACUAGCAUCCUGUUAGCUGCUCGUGUCACUUGGAAUGGUGCCAUUGCCAUGCCUUCAGCUAAUAAGAAUAGCAAAUGUCUCGCCAGGGGUAACUUUCCGUGUUUUGGCAGAGAACAGAAAUUGGCAGCUGUGUCCAGUUUGUUUGGAGUGUUGGAGGAUUUCCUGCUCGAGCAAGGCUUUAACUUUAUACACUAACAGAAUCCACCAAUGACACAAAUCUCUGUUUAGAUUUCACGUGGAGUCAUAAACAGUAUUUACCAAACACGAGGCUGUGGGGGCAACAAUCGUAGGAUCUGAUUUAUAAAAGACAAUUUGGAUGAAGAAUCACACCCUCAAGUGAAAGGCAACAGUCAGUACACUACCAGUUUAUCAGCUUCCUUUACUUAGACGCUGUUUGUUUCUAUUUCUGAGCAGCUAAAAAUAAAUGUACAAGAUGCACUUAAUGCACUAAAAACCUCUAACAGUGUCUAAAUAAUUGAGCAAACAUAAUGUAAAGACAUUUAUCUGCUUCAUGGUUCCACAGACUAACCCGUCCUUGUACACAGGAUGAAUACGUUUUCUUUUAUUGACCAGACUGAAACCUGCGACUGCAUUAAACGUCUGUAAAGCGUUAGAUGAGCCGCAUACGCGUUCCCUUCAGUGACAUCUGAAAUGGCACACUGUGGUUUUGUCCCUGGUGUUACCAAGCAACCACAAUAAAGCAGGACUUCACACAAGGAUGGUUAGCAUAUAUUGUGCUCAGCAGAUAUUCAUCUGCUAUUGUUCUUCCUGUUCGGCUCGGCGUAGCGUUCUCUGGAGGGCUCUGGGCGUCCGGCAUGAUGCACGUCUCCUUCAUUUCAGAGAAACCAGUCUGAUGAGUAAUUGCACCGGCAGCGCGACGUGGAUUAUUUGUCACAUUAACGUCCAGAAAAUGGAAAUGCGGCUGUUUUAGUUGAGCCAAACAAAAGGCCACUGAUUUGUGCUCGCUGAUAAAGAGCUUCCCACUCAGCGUGAUCCACGCAGCCGGGGCCAAGCUGUACAGUUCCCUAAUGUACAGUAGACAGACUGUUUCAUAUCGCCACGGAUUGUUGUUCACCGGUGCUGCCCUUCACAACAACCAGAGAUUGAUAAGAGUGCCUUGUAGUACUUUUCAGUACUGUCAAGUACCAAAAGAUCGCACCGAAUUCAGGUUCCUAGUUAAGUUUAGACUUUUAAUCAGACAUUUACUGAUGUUAAAAUAACCGUUUUAUUCUUGUGAGGCUGCUUGUGUUUAGUCAUCGAUGUGUUCUAGUGUGUAGUCUCGUGUUGGUUCUGAAGCUCGUAGUGAAAUGUUUUGAAUCCAAGAGAGAGUUUACAACAGUGUUUAUGUGAGAGUUCACUGAGACGCCUCUGGUUUUAUUAAUACACAACUGAAUAUUUUUUAAAAAGUAAUGCAUGUUGUUACUCAGGCGUACAUUGAAUAUGUAAAGAAACAUUCGUGCAAAGUGAAGCUUAAACUGCGUUCUUUACUGGCAUCAAGAGAAGCGAAGCAGCCUGAGUUCAUCGUUUAAUGUCCGAGCCCCCUCUUGGUCCUUUUUAGCCAAUAAAUAGGUCAUCCAGGAUGUUUUAAUUGGAAAACAACACCUGGGAAAAAGAGUAAUUUGUGAGUUCAUCGUCACGAGGAAUUUGUGUUUGUAGUCGAGAGAGAAGCCCGAGAACAAGAAGGAACCGAGGAGGAGGAGGAGGAGAGGCGUUUUCAGAAGAACUGGGAUGACAAACAAAAACAUCGCAGAGUUCCUAAAAGGUCGGCUGUGCUCGAUGCGUUCAGUUCACAUUAGUUGGAUUCCUUGACACAGAAAGUCGCUUCCAAAAAGACAGAGAAGACUAGCUGAUUUAUUUUGGAUAUGCCGGAUAACAAGGAGGCUUGUUUACAUACCGCGGUACAUGUUUAUAAGGAUUAUGAGCGUGUGUGACAGAAGGAGAUCGCUUUUUUUUUUCUUUCCUUUCUUUCUUUCGAGUUUUCUGGCUCCACACUGAGGUGAAUGUUUUCAAGUGUCAAAACAUGAGAGCGUGUGGAUGUCACGUCUAACCUGCAAACUAAACAGAAACAUGAGGAUCUCGUUUGUUUCUCCCAGAUCGUCAGGUCGAUCUAAAAUCCAAACGAUAAUGGCAGCUGUGAACACGAUACAAACAAAUCUGGAUGUGUGUGUUCUCCUCAGCAGAAGAUUCACCACGUUGUUGGUCUGAAUGAAGCUCAAGGCUGUUUCCUAACUUUAUUUUUAAAAAAAAGCUACUUAUUUUGGAUAACGAGACACAUUUUUGUAUUUAUUGCUUUUCUUAUGUGUACCUCUUCGGCGAGACUAGUUAAAACUAGACAACUAAAAGCACUUGGAAAUCUCUUUUUUUCCCCACAAAACAUUCGAUUCCUGCUUUUAUCUGACCUCCACCAUGAAAUCCAUUUAUUAUUUUUACCUUCUGCUGCAUUGUGACCAUUUUAUUUGCAGAUAUUGAUGAUAAUUAAAUGCUGAGGCGCGUUUAUCACACAUAGAAAGUCGGUUUUCGCAGAGACAAACUCGUUAAAUGACCGUUCUUACAUUGUGAGCAGCUCACACAGAUUCUUCUCCGGUGCUGACAUGGUACUUUUAAAAUGUCCAGGGUUGGCAGGUUUAGAGCAAACACCCCCCCCACUGUGGAGAGCAGCGGGCACAUCGCCGGACCUGUGGUGUGGACGGAGGUCACCUGGAGUGCUAAAGUUCAGUUACUGUACACGAGUUGAGGGGAAAAUGUAGCCCUUGUUCAAUGCCACUGUCACGUUUGAGUGUAACAGCCUCGACGGCAAAAGCCAUGUUUCUGCUGACACGAAGACAGCCUCGGCCGAGCUAACACGCUGCUGCUGCGCACAUCAGUGUCUUACAUCUCUGUCGACGUUCAGAUCAGAGACGAGAGCUGUCUGUCUGACCCCCCGUCGUCUUACCGACACUCCCUCCUAUUUUUUUUUUUCGUCAUUGGCAGGCUGUUUGUUUGUUUGUGGUGAUGUCCUUGUUUCUGUUCAAUCAUUCAGGAUGUUGUUUUUUUUUUUUUUGUCUCUUUUUACCGACAACAUGCAAGUACAAAUGCUACUAUGGUCUUUAAAGCUAACUGUGAUGUGCAUUACUUCCACUGUUGCUUAAAUCUUGUUCCGAUUAUUUUUUCUUCACGCAUUGACUGGCAAGCUAAUAGCCCUCCUUUCUUUCUCUGCUGUGACCUUUGCUCCCUCUCCUCUCUUUCCGCAGUCUUCUGCCCUCCGUGAACCUACAGUACUAACAAUUUUUAGACGUCUUGUGGACGCUUGGCUUCGGUGCUGUGUUGUUUUAUUUUCAUUGCACUCUUAUUGAAGAAAAAAAAAAAAAAGUUUGAGAAGUCACAUUUAAUUUUCCUAGAAUGCUUACUAUUAUCUAUGUCCGUACACCAUUUUUAUUUUAUUUUUUUUUCUACCAUUUUAGUUGCUUCUCUUCGAUUUUAAUCAUUAGUCAUUUUUAUGUCGGCGACCUCAAACAUUUGCAGCAAAACGCCAGUCUGAGGAGUUUCAUUGCUUCAUAUUGUGAUCUGAAAUUUUAUACAUGUCAUAAUAAUACUUGAUAUGUACCUAUUAAAUAUUUGGAUUCAAGAAA